AUGGCAGAAACGACUCUGCAUAAUGCACCUAUAGUGCUUGACAAUGGCAGUGGGACCAUACGAGCUGGGUUCGCAGGCGAGGAUCUUCCAAAAUGCUAUUUCCCUUCGUUCGUCGGUCGACCAAAACACCUCCGAGUCCUCGCUGGCGCGCUGGAAGGCGACGUAUUUAUUGGACAGAGAGCUCAAGAGCUACGAGGUCUCCUAAAAAUUCGAUAUCCUCUCGAGCACGGAAUCGUGACAGAUUGGGAUGACAUGGAAAAGAUUUGGCAGUGGGUUUACGAAGGGGAACUGAAGACGUUGAGCGAAGAGCAUCCAGUCCUAUUGACCGAGCCCCCGCUCAAUCCGCGGACAAACCGAGACACGGCCGCACAGAUUCUAUUUGAACAGUUUAAUAUACCUGCCCUUUACACGUCAAUUCAGGCGGUGCUGUCACUCUAUGCUUCCGGCCGAACAACAGGCAUUGUGCUAGAUUCUGGCGAUGGUGUUUCCCAUGCGGUCCCCGUCUACGAGGGCUUCGCUAUGCCAAGUAGUAUACGAAGAAUUGAUGUUGCGGGCCGUGAUGUUACAGAGUAUUUACAAUUGCUCCUGCGGAAAAACGGCUACGUAUUCCAUACGAGUGCUGAGAAGGAGGUGGUCAGGAUGAUUAAAGAGAAAACAGGCUAUGUCGCCUUGGAUCCGAAGAGAGAAGAAAAAGACUGGUCGACAAAUGUCUCGAAGGUGGACUCUAAAACCCAGGAAUAUACUCUGCCGGACGGACACAAACUUAAGGUUGGAGCGGAACGGUUUCGAGCUCCUGAAAUUCUUUUUGAUCCUGAAAUUAUCGGCCUUGAAUAUCCUGGCGUUCAUCAAAUCGUGGUAGAUGCUAUCAAUCGGACCGAUAUGGACCUGCGCAAGGCGCUAUUCGGCAAUAUUGUACUCUCUGGCGGCUCGACUCUAUGUCGAGGUUUUGGAGAUAGGUUGCUUCAUGAGGUUCAACGAUUGGCUGUCAAGGACAUGAGAAUCAAGAUUUUUGCCCCUCCGGAACGAAAAUACAGUACAUGGAUCGGAGGCAGUAUUCUUGCUGGUCUAAGCACUUUUAGAAAGAUGUGGGUCAGCAUCGAUGAUUGGCACGAGAAUCCAGAUAUAAUUCACACGAAGUUCAAUUAGAAAGGAGAAGAAUUGAUGAGGAACUGCACUGUCAAGUCGACACCACUCAUUAUUCCUCGCUGGACGAGCUAUGCAUGUGGACAGUCCCAGAGAGCAACUGCACGAAAAUGCGCCCCAGAAUUGAGAGCAGGUGGACAGAAAUGGAGAAGGACCAGAUCAGGAGUUAUUAGAUUAGCCGAGUCGUUUUGAUACCCACCCUGCAGACCCCUAUUCCCCAACAUAUGUCGCGUUUCCCCUUUUACCCUUUUACAAUCCAUGCACAAUUUUGAUUCGAAACAUCUGAUGCCCAAUAGCAAGGUACAUACUGCAGUAUCCGUCGUUUGUCAGCUGAUUAUGUCUGUACAGUACCAACAUCUCUUUCUCAUUGUGGAUUUCAGCGCUUUGAUCAUUCUCUGUUCUCUUUCUUCCAUUUCGCCUCUCGUCCUCAGUUAUAGCAGCUCAAUGUUAUCAUACAGCCGCUAUUAUCUACCGCCCCUUCAUCCCUCUGUCGUCAUUUCUCGAAAUAUACCACGGAUUUGGAAAUGGAGACGAAUUGCCCUUUCAGUCAGAAAGGUUCUCCCGAAUGAUAUCCGAUUUCCCCGUUUCCGCCCACUUUGACUCUGUCUCUCUCUCUCUCGCAUCAUCUGGCAGAUCCCUCUGUCCUACAUAUUGCCACUCCCUCUGAGACAAGAAAUUUCUCUUCGCGCUCCAGUCUACCCCAUUUUCUCGUUUGGUUUUAUCUAUUUUAUUUUAUUCCCUUUUUGUUUUGGUUUUGCUUCCUGGUUUCCUGUUGUUUUACUUCCUGGAGAUUCUCAAGCAAUUCUCUAGUCUGUAUAUAGAUUUAUUUUUUAUUCUUCUACAUGUUCUCGAACCGAUCUGUUGAUUGCUCUAAUGAUUGAACAAAAAAAGCAAAUUGAAGCGUGGCAAAGAAUAUCUUAACG
Molecule: messenger RNA, 2066 nt
Organism: Histoplasma capsulatum G186AR
Lineage: Eukaryota; Fungi; Ascomycota; Eurotiomycetes; Onygenales; Ajellomycetaceae
Product: centractin
Exons: 3
Coding region: 1-1146 (381 amino acids)
Source: RefSeq, a predicted model, not a curated record